CGGCGCCAAGGGAGAACCCUGGGGGCGCUGUGCUGCAGCCUCUUGGUCCCCGUUACCUGUUCAAGCCCUGCGUUCAGGGGUGCGUCCCUUGCCGCCCCGGUACCCUUACGUCUCUCAGCCCCCGACUUUUGCUCUGAGAGGCCCUGACCGGGCGCCGAGAGGGUGGCGGUGUCGUGUGCUACCGCCCCUCUCCCCCGAAGGCAGCGUCCAGUGCUAAAGAAAGUGAGCUGUUAUAGAGGCGGUGCAAACCCUGAGCAUCAAGAGCGGCACCUCCAAGCUCCUUCCCUGGGAACUACACUCAGCAUCCCAGCAUUAAGCCGCCAUAGCUUUGAGCAUCUGUGCUUUAUCUUGAUUUAUUUUGUUAACAAGAUGUGUCCUAAGGUACUGAUGAGGAUGAAUGUGAUUUGGAGAAAUUAUUUUUCUCGUCUAAGGAUAAGAAAGAUGCCUCACAGAUACCGAAGUAGUUAUCACCCAGUGGCCCCUCUGGGAUCAAGGAUUUUAACUGAUCCAGCCAAAGUUUUUGAACACAACAUGUGGGAUCACAUGCAGUGGUCAAAAGAAGAAGAAGAAGCAGCCAGAAAAAAAGUAGAAGAAAACUCAGCUGUGCGAGUCCUUCUGGAAGAGCAAGUGAAGUAUGAGAGUGAAGCUAGUAAAUAUUGGGACACAUUUUAUAAGAUACAUAAGAAUAAGUUUUUCAAAGAUCGUAAUUGGCUGUUGAGGGAAUUUCCUGAAAUUCUUCCAGUUGGUCAAAAAACUGAAGAGAAGGUAGAAGAAUUAUCAUGGAAUCAUGUAAAAGUUCAUGCUGCAAACUGUUUCUCAAGAAUGCACUGCCCUACUAUGCCUGAAGAAAAAAAUCAUGAUAGAGAAAUUUCUGGCUCAUCAGAUGGUCAAAACAAAGCAGGAUCUGAUUUUUCCAACCUAGACUCCAAAGAACACAGAAAAGGACCUCUGAAGACUGAAUUGUUUCCUGGUAGCAACGCCACUUUCAGAAUCCUAGAGGUUGGCUGUGGUGCUGGGAAUAGUGUUUUUCCAAUUCUGAACACUUUGCAGAAUGCUCCAGAGUUCUUUCUUUAUUGUUGUGAUUUUGCUUCUGGAGCUGUGGAGCUGGUAAAGUCGCAUGCGUCAUACAGAGCAGCCCAGUGCUGUGCCUUUGUUCAUGACGUGUGUGACGAUGGCCUACCCUACCCUUUUCCAGAUGGGAUCCUGGAUGUCAUUCUCCUCGUCUUUGUGCUCUCUUCCAUUCAUCCUGACAGGAUGCAAGGUGUUGUAAACCGACUGUCCAAGUUACUGAAACCUGGGGGAAUGCUGUUAUUUCGGGACUAUGGAAGAUACGAUAAGACUCAGCUUCGUUUUAAAAGGGGGCAUUGUUUAUCUGAAAACUUUUAUGUUCGAGGAGAUGGUACCAGAGCAUAUUUCUUUACAAAAGGGGAAGUCCACGAUAUGUUCUGCAAGGCUGGGUUAAAUGAGAAGCAAAAUCUGGUCGAUCGUCGCUUACAAGUUAAUAGGAAAAAAAAAGUGAAAAUGCACCGAGUUUGGGUUCAAGGAAAAUUCCAGAAACCAUUACCCUUCACUCAAAAAAGCUCCAAAUUGUCCUUAGAGUGUCUCAACAGCUCUCUUCUAUCAAAUGGCGUCCAGGGCUUUCCACCCAGCCCAUGCUCCUGUCCCAGCGCCCAAAGCUGGUGCUGCUUCCUGCUGCUGCCGAGGGCUCAGAACAAAGAAACCUACCCAUCAGUGACUCAAAUGAGAUAAAAGAAUUGUGAUUGGAAGACCCCAAAGACCUUUGAUUUCUACCUUGAAGAAAGAAAUACAGAAGCUCAACACUGUGGCUCCCUCCCCUUCCUAUCACCUUGGAUGGCUUGCAAAGACUUGGCUGUAAGAGAACACCCCAAACCCCACAAAAGAACUACCAGUUUCUGGGCCUGAACCAUUACGAUGGCUGAAGAAACACAGUAUGCGUAGUGCCCAAUCUUGAUUUUUUUUUAUUAACUGACUUUUUCUUGAGGUAUAUAACAUAUAACAAGUAACAUAUGGUUGAAAUGUACAGUUUGAUAAGUUUUGAUGUAUGUAUCCACCCAUGAAAUCAUCACCACCAUCAAGAUAGUGAAAAUAUCCAUCACUCCUGAAAGUUUCCUUGUGCCCUUUAUGAUCCCUUCCUCUGUACCUCUCCAUCUCCUCAUCCACCAGGAAACUACUAACCUGUUUUCUGUCACUAUACAUUAGUUUGAAUUUUCUAGAAUGUUAUAUUGAUAAACUCAUACAACACAUACUCUUUUUUGUCUGGCUUCUUUUGCUCAGUGUAAUGAUUUGGAGAUUCAUCCAUGUUGUUGAAUGUGUCAAUAGUUUAUUCCUUUUUAUUGCUGGGUAGUAUUCCAUUGGGUGCAUAUACCAGUAUUUGCUACCCAUUCACCCAUAGAUGGCCGUCUGGGUUGUUUCCAAUUUGGGGCUAUUAUAAAUGAAGCUGCUAUGAACAUUCAAGUACAA
Molecule: messenger RNA, 2481 nt
Organism: Aethalodelphis obliquidens (Pacific white-sided dolphin)
Lineage: Eukaryota; Metazoa; Chordata; Mammalia; Artiodactyla; Delphinidae
Gene: METTL8
Product: methyltransferase 8, tRNA N3-cytidine
Exons: 13
Coding region: 370-1749 (459 amino acids)
Molecular function (GO): tRNA (cytidine-N3)-methyltransferase activity
Source: RefSeq, a predicted model, not a curated record